Molecule: messenger RNA, 1960 nt
Organism: Pteropus alecto (black flying fox)
Lineage: Eukaryota; Metazoa; Chordata; Mammalia; Chiroptera; Pteropodidae
Gene: NHERF2
Product: SLC9A3 regulator 2
Exons: 7
Coding region: 291-986 (231 amino acids)
Biological process (GO): protein localization to plasma membrane
Cellular component (GO): apical plasma membrane
Molecular function (GO): protein-membrane adaptor activity; signaling receptor binding
Source: RefSeq, a predicted model, not a curated record
GCCUGUGCUGCCUGGUGCGCGGCGAGCAAGGCUACGGCUUCCACCUGCACGGCGAGAAGGGCCGCCGCGGGCAGUUCAUCCGGCGCGUGGAGCCCGGCUCCCCGGCCGAGGCAGCCGCGCUGCGCGCGGGAGACCGCCUGGUCGAAGUCAACGGCGUCAACGUGGAGGGUGAGACGCACCACCAGGUGGUGCAGAGGAUCAAGGCUGUGGAAGGGCAGACUCAGCUGUUGGUGGUGGACAAGGAGACGGACGAGGAGCUGCGCCGGCGGCAGCUGACCUGCACAGAGGAGAUGGCCCAGCGAGGGCUUCCACCUGUGCAUGACCCCUGGGAGCCAAAGCGGGACUGGAUACAUGCAGGCAGCCUCAACUCCGAGGCUGGCCAGAAGGAUGUCAAUGGGCCCCCAAGGGAGCUGCGCCCUAGGCUCUGCCACCUACGAAAGGGCCCCCAGGGCUAUGGGUUCAACCUGCACAGUGACAAGUCCCGGCCAGGACAGUACAUCCGCUCUGUGGACCUGGGCUCACCUGCCGCCCACUCUGGCCUCCAAGCCCAGGACCGACUCAUCGAGGUGAAUGGGCAGAAUGUGGAGGGGCUGCGCCAUGCAGAGGUCGUCGCCAGCAUCAAGGCGCGGGAGGACGAAGCGCGGCUGCUGGUGGUGGACCCUGAAACGGAUGAGUACUUCAAGCGGCUGCGGGUCACACCCACUGAGGAGCAUGUGGAAGGUCCACUGCCAUCACCAGUCACCAACGGGACCAGCCCUACCCAGCUCAAUGGUGGCUCAGCGUGUUCAUCUCGAAGAGAUCUGCCUGGCUUAGACAAGGACAAUGAGGAUGGCAGCACCUGGAAGCGAGACCCCUUUCAGGAGAGUGGCCUCCACCUGAGCCCCACGGCAGCUGAGGCCAAGGAAAAGGCGAGAGCUACCCGGGUCAACAAGCGGGCACCACAGAUGGACUGGAACCGAAAGCGUGAGAUCUUCAGCAAUUUCUGAGCCCCUCCCUGCCUGUUUGCUGGACCUGGGCCUUCUCCCCGCAUGGACCUUGGGCCUCGCCCCUCGGGCCUAGAGCUUCCCAAACCUCAGUGGACUGGAGAGGGUGCAUCUACCACCAGCCAGGAACCAGCCCGCGCCCCAGUGAGUCCACCUCCUGGCCCCCUACUGGUGGGUGCUAGGGGAGCAUGGCAGCAAGACUGGGAGAGAGAGCCCCCGAUAUGUGAGACAGUGAGAGAGAGAGAGAGGAGAGGGAGAGGCAGCCGUGACCCAAGGGGCCGGGCCUUUGUUGCUCUGCCUGGGCCUGCUGACUUAAAGGAAUUUGUGGUUUUGCUUUUUUUCAAAAAGAGCUCUAGUUCCACACAUGUUUCCACUUAAUACCAGAGUCCUCCCCCCCUCCUCCUAAGACACGCUCUCUAAAUAAUUGCAAUAAAACAAACCUUUCUUGGCAAACCAUUUCCUCACCACUCCCUCCCCCUCAGCAGCAGCUAUCCUGGGUGGGAGUCUCAGAGACUUCCUGAGACAGAGUGAGGGGAAGGCCCAGGCUGUUUGUGGGAGCUUCAGGUGAGGCUGGGGAGGCCAGAUGUGGCUGUAGAAGCUUCUCCUCAGCCAUGCCUUUGCUUUCUCUGGUAUUUGGGGGAAGGUCUUUAGGUCAGGCUCCCUGUGUCUCUGCCAUACCAGGGAUCUGGGGGCAGAGCCUGGGCUCUUCAAGGGGCCAGAGGAUGGAGGCCCCUCUGCCCCUGAAGAGGGCAGCCUCUGGAUAGGCCCUUUGUUCCUGUGCCGCAGCCCCCAGGCCUGGGAAGGGGGGCUGUGCGAGAGCCUCUCCCAGGAGGGGCUCCAGGCUUUAGGCUCAGCCACUGCCUGGAGCCCUCCCCCAGGAGACUCUACCAACUCUGCCCUGAACCCCACCAACAUUGUCGUCUGCCCUGUAAGCCAUAGCGCAUGUGCGCCCUUGGAAUAAACAGGCCUUCCUCAUA